Messenger RNA from Galendromus occidentalis (western predatory mite), 4626 nucleotides. Its product is annotated as DOMON-like domain-containing protein nahoda. The transcript is spliced from 17 exons. NCBI's taxonomy places the organism in Eukaryota, Metazoa, Arthropoda, Arachnida, Mesostigmata, Phytoseiidae. The record is from RefSeq and is a predicted model, not a curated record. The coding region runs from base 1 to 4626 and encodes 1541 amino acids.
AUGGGGAUCUUACGAUCUCAGGAUUCGGUGCUCGUAGGAUUACUUUUAGUACUGUGUGCAGUACGAGUUUUCAGUCAUGUGGCGCUCACGUUCCCUCAGGCGAGAAACUACGACCUCGACUUCUUGGAUAACGGCCGUACCAAAGCUCCUUGUGGAAUGCCUAAAGGAAACAUCCGCACCACUUUGCCCAUGGGAGCUACGAUAAACGUCACUUGGCAUCUGGCCUAUCCGCACAGGGGUGGCUAUAAAGUCGAGCUUCUGGACGCGAACGAGAAACACGUCAUGGACCUGACACCAAAGGAUCAAUGGCUCGGCCUCGACGACGCAACAGCCCAGGCUGUGACGCUGAAGCUUCCCCGAUCGCUUCCAUGCAAGGGCUGCACGAUACGUCUCGUUCGACAAGCCGGAGAAUGGGGGAAAACCUACCUAUUCUGGAGCUGUGCCGAUAUAGAUCUCAUCUCUGUACAGGAGUUCACUGUUGUCUGUUCCGGCAAAGGACACAUAGAAGGUGGUCACUGCGUCUGCGACCACCUAUACGCAGGAAACGUCUGUCAGUAUAAGGAUGAAUGCUGGACUGAUUCGGACUGUGGUAGUCAUGGACGCUGCAUCAAUCUGGACGCAACAAGUUACCCAAAGAUGCAGUGCUUCUGUGAACCGGGCUGGUUCGGGGAGAAAUGCGACAAGAAAUCUUCGAUCAAAGUCCCUAGCAGAAAAGACCUCGGCAGCUACAAAACGAAGCGGCUCUCCGACAAAUUCAACUUGUACUGGAAAAUCAUGGAGGAUCAGGGCGAAAUCGAAAUGGUCAUGAAAGUUAAGGGGACAACGUACGCGGCUGUCGGAUGGCGUCCGAAAGGCAUCUCAAGAGACUGCAAAGCUUUCCCUGUCAUCGGGGCACCGAAUCGGAGCAGGCGAGACACUGAAUCAGAAGCUGAUGCUGAAGACGCGGAAGGUGAUGAGGAAGAGGAGAGCGAAUCCGAGGAAGACGUAUCAGAAGAGUCUGGUGCGGAACCCGAACCCAAAUCAGAGCCUGAGCCGAAGUCCGAACCCGAACCGAAAUCAGAGCCUGAGCCGAACAAAUCCGAUGAGGCUGCUAAGUCCGAACCAGCACCGGAGCCUGACGAGACCGACUACGAAGCUUCGGAGAGCGAUUCUAAGGCAGAGCCCGAACCAAAGUCCGAGGCGGAGCCAAAGUCUGAGCCCGAACCUACAUCGGAACCAGGAGCAAAGUCGGAACCCGAGCCGAAGUCGGAACCUAAACCACAGUCGGAGCCCGAAUCAAAGUCAGAACCCGAACCAAAAUCGGAACCCGAGCCUGAAACAGAGCCCGAACCGAAGUCUGAGCCCGACGCGAAAUCCGAGCCAGAACCCACAUCGGAACCAGAACCCAAAUCAGAACCUGAACCCAAAUCAGAGCCCGAACCUAAAUCAGAGCCCGAACCUAAAUCAGAGCCGGAGCCCAAGGCAGAACAUGAGCCUAAAUCAGAGCCCGAGCCGAAAACUGAGCCUGAGCCAAAGUCAGAGCCCGAACCUACAUCCGAGCCCGAGCCAAAAUCUGAGCCGGAGCCCAAAUCUGAGCCCGAGCCCAAGACUGAACCUGAACCUAAGUCCGAGCCUGAACCGAAGACAGAGCCCGAACCCAAAUCAGAGCCAGAGCCAAAAUCUGAGCCCGAGCCGAAAUCUGAGCCUGAGCCUAAAUCCGAACCUGAACCCACGACGAAAGUGAAGGCCUCAGUCUACAACGGCCGAGCAUUAUCCUCAUCCAACAAAAAAGUAUAUCCGAAGAAGACUGCGUAUACGCCUCGAGCUGAUUUCCACGCUAUGGAUUGUACGGAUAUUGUCAUCGGCGUCGCCAGAGGGAACUUGAGCCGAGUGUACGACUACUACACAAGAGAUAGAUCAACGCCGAAAGUUGACUCGUUCUGGGGAGGUGAAGAUCACAUCACGGCGGCGACUGCUUAUGAAGCUAAUGGGGAAACCGUCGUCAUAUUCAGAAAACCUUUGAUCUCCGACGAUAUGGCAGACCACAGCUUCGAGAACGAGCUCAUGGACGUCAUCUGGGCGCAGGGUCAGGAACACGGAAAUUACGUCCAUCAGCCAAAAACAGGUCUUGACCAAGGCAGAGCGAAAAUACUCGACUUCUACCGACAAGACGAAAUCAAAUAUCAUGGACACAAGAGUCAGCGGGGUAAAACCACCAUCAACUUCCUCAGCGCUCAGAAAUCUUCUGGAACCACCUGCCAUGGCGAGUUCCAAUACCCGUCUGGUUGCUCGGGACUACAAUGUGACUAUGCUGUCGAAUGGACGCUCGACUCAGACAAAGACGAGGUUCGUUUCCGGGUCCAGACCAGAUUCCCGGAUAAAUGGACUGGAAUUGCUUUCUCGAAGGAUGAAAAAAUGGCGAGGAGUGACGCCGUCAUCGGAUGGGUCGAGAAAACAGGACGAUUCUACAUAUAUGACGCAUUCAUGUCGGGCUAUGGCCAGCCGACGAUCGACUCGUCGAACAACGUUUUUAACACCAGCGGAUCGCUCCGUAACGGACUCGUCACGAUCGAGUUCACUCGUAAAAGAGAUACUGGAGACAAGGGCCAGGACUUACGACUUGACGAAUGUCUCUAUAUGCUAUACCCCGUCAAGGGCGGAUCAUAUAACAGCGUUAUUAAACGAAUCGGCAAACACGACACGACCCCUAUCGUGUCCAGCGACCAGAUUUGUAUCAAGCCCUGCGUCGGUAGCAUCACCGAUUCUGGUCCGAGAGCUGAACCCGAACCAAAGUCCGAGCCGGAACCUAAAUCGGAACCGGAGCCCAAAUCCGAGCCAGAGCCGAAAGCUGAACCUGAGCCGAAAUCAGAGCCGGAACCCAAAGCGGAGCCAGAGCCCAAAUCCGAGCCUGAGCCCAAAUCCGAGCCUGAGCCCGAAUCCGAGCCCGAGCCCAAGUCCGAACCCGAGCCAAAGUCGGAGCCCGAACCAGAACCCGAGCCCAAAUCGGAGCCCGAACCGGAAUCCGGUGACUGCGGUGGCGAGUUCCGCUAUCCAGAGAAUUGCCAGGGCGAGUCUUGUGAAUACAGGGCACAUUGGGAGUACCAAGACGACACCGACAUGGUCGACUUCACCAUCGCGACCCGGAGUCACAAAUGGACUGGGAUUGGUUUCUCGAAGAACCGGCAAAUGUCUGAAACCGAUGCUAUCCUCGGCUGGGUCGAGGAAACGGGUCGUUUCUUCAUCAUGGAUGUUUGGAUGGACAACUACGAAGCCCCGCUCCUGGACCCCAGCCAGGAUAUAGCAAAAAUGGCGGGAGCGCGAGUGAACGGCAUCACGACCCUGAAGUUCUCGCGUAAGAGGUCCUCGGCAGAUCGAACCCAUGAUCUGCAGUUCACUGACAACCAAUGCUUGUACGUCAUGUUCCCGACUCAGGGAGGAGUUUUCAACGCUGUGUCGAAGAAGAUCCGGAAGCACGAUGCCAUACCUAUCGUCUCGCCGCAGCCGAUUUGCAUCAGAACUUGCAAAGCCUCUUCCCAGUCUGCUCAUCCCGAGCCCGAACCUACAGCUGAACCGGAACCGGCACACCCAGAGCCGGAACCGGAACCUCCAGCAUCUCAGCCUGACUUCAAGGAGCCCACUGGCUCGGUCCAGGUCGAACAGCCGGAGGUUUAUCUGGUCAAGGUGAAACUCACCGAACGAUGGUUGAACGAUUACAAGAGUCAAGGCUCAAACAAAUACGAUCGACUCACGAAACAGAUCACGAAUUCGGUGGGCACCGCACUUGUUCAAAUUCCUGGCUUCCAACGUUUGGAGCUGAGAUCUCUGAAGGGCGAUCCAUCGAACGAGGUAAUAUACGCUGAAAUGAGCGUCAUCUUGCGUCCUGAAGAAGACGAAGGCGCCAUCACCAACGUCCUAACCGAGACGAUCAAGAAUGGAAAACUCGGGAGGAAUCUUAAUGUCGAUCCGGCCUACCUGGUCGUGCGACCGUUGCUCCAGGAGGAGGAAGACAACGCAAUCAUCACGAACAACGUGAGCGGAGCGGACGAGCCAGUCAAAACCAUCGCUGGAAUCGAACAAACGAAAUUCAUCAUCAUCGCGGCCGGAGUAGGAGCCCUGAUCUUCCUGAUCCUACUGCAAGCUUGUUGCAUGAUUUGCCGCGAUCGAAAAAAUCGCGCUAAGAUCGCGAAUAGGGAAAAGCUACUGAUGGGACCCAACUGGAAAGACUAUUCAUCAACUUCGAACUACAGCUAUGAGAACUUUGCGAUGAAAGACGACUCGCCCACAAUGGAGGGUCCUCCCGCGAGGAACGGCGGUAGUCAACAUCGAGGCAACGGCCAAUCGAAUGGUAAUGGCCAUGCCAACGGAAAUCAUCAUCCACCCUCUGCUCACGGGCAAGCGAACGGUGGACGAACGCACGAGCGCCGAUCGCACCACCAGAGUCGAGACCGACUCGACGGCGGGCCGACGCGUCCCGGCCCGCGGGACUACCCGAUGCGAGAGCGUUCGAUGCCUCGUCCAGCCGAUAGGGCGUCGCGACCCCAGAGUCAAGCGGAGAGCAAUCCUGAUUUCUAUUUUAUGCCAUCGCAGAGGAGGUACUCGGGAGAGGUUGUCAGGGUGUUCGUAGACAACCCCGAUUACAAACUGUGA